Messenger RNA from Chaetomium fimeti, 1537 nucleotides. RefSeq lists its product as uncharacterized. The transcript is spliced from 4 exons. The coding region runs from base 310 to 1329 and encodes 339 amino acids. Lineage: Eukaryota; Fungi; Ascomycota; Sordariomycetes; Sordariales; Chaetomiaceae. The record is from RefSeq and is a predicted model, not a curated record.
AUCCGCGGGACCUCCGUCCCCGAGUCAUGACAUCUCACACGUAGGGGAAGGCGUUUAGAACCCUGUAUCGUAUGACGCGAACGAUGCCGCCCAAGUGGAUAUUUCCAUUUCACGAUCCAUCAUAAACCGUUCUUGAAUGAACAACACGCAGGAUUACGAACUUACCGAUCAAUCCAGUCCCAACUCCCGGUCCUAACUCCAAUCUCUUAUACGAUCUCCCAAGGUUAAGAGGAUUCACGGCGUGCUCAUAGCACACGCGUCAGCCUUACCACAGGCUCAGUGGCCAAUACUCACACCAUCCAACCACCCAUGGCAGCUCACCCAACAACCUAUCCACCCGUCCCGAGGGAGGGCAUUCCCAUCCCAAACCCGCCCAGCAAAGCAACACCUCCCACCUCGACCCCAACCAACCCGCCCCCAUCCCCAUUACCAGACACAACCCAAGAACCCGAAGUCCAACGCGGCCGCCGACGCCGCCGUUUCCCCGACGAUCCCAUACUCACCAUCACCAAACACCAGCCAUCAUCAACAACACCGCGAACCCCCUACCGCCACCCCAGCUCAACCGACUCCUCCACCUUCCGCGGCCGCGUCCGCCACCGCUCCACCAGCGCCUCCAUCCCGCUCCCGCCGCUGUUCCGCACCGACAGCUCAACCCCGACCCCGAUCCCGAUCGGGACCCCGACAACCCGGACUCCGACCCGGACCCCAACCUCUGCCGCCAACGCCAACGCUAACGCUAACGCCGCCGGGACGAUGCGCUACCUGCGCGUCGUGCAGAUCGAGCGCGAGCGGGCGCCCCUGCGCCGCCGGCGCAGGCGCAGUCUGAGUCCCUCGCGCUCGAGAUCGCCGGCUGGGCUGGCUUGUUGUUCUUUUGCGGGGGGUGAUGGUGGUAGUGGUGGUAGUGGUGUGGUGGGAGUGGGAGUGGGAGGCGGAGGCGCAGGACGAGGAGUCGGGGUCGGGAGCACCGGGUCGGGUUCGGGGUGGAGGGUUUGGUGGUGGGUGUUCCUCGGGCCGGUUGCGGUGGUGGCGGUGAGAGUGGUGGUGAGAGCGGUGGUGGUGAGAGUGGGGGCGGGGCUUGUGCCGUCGGCAGUUGAGCGAGGACGCGCACCAGAGGAUGGAGGUGAGGUGGUGGUGGGGUGGGGGGACGGUCUGUUGCGGUGGGGCGAAAGGCAGGAGAGUGGGGUUGGGGAGGUCAGCAGGGUAGUCAUGAGGCUGAUGGUCUCGCACGAUGGCUGCGGGGAUAGGAUAGCAUGCCAGAUCCAUGAUCCGUCUCCAGACUUUUGGUCUUUGGAGUUCCGGUGUUACAAUGUUAUUGUGUGUUUGUAAAUGAUGCGGGGAUGGGGGCUGCGGCGGGAGAAUACCCAGAUCUCUCAGCGACUCGGCCCAGGCGGGUCAGGAAACAUCAUCUUGCAGGUAUUUGCCGCCCCUGACGCACACCUGCGUUGAAACACACAGGGUAUUGUCUGCAUCCCGUUGGAGCGUUGGUUGUUAAGGGUUCAAAUCGAGAACUGGUGCUACCUAUUAUUUACGCAAC